Molecule: messenger RNA, 530 nt
Organism: Effrenium voratum
Lineage: Eukaryota; Dinophyceae; Suessiales; Symbiodiniaceae
Source: the annotation of a GenBank genome assembly
GCGAUCCUUGAGAGCCUGGCAGCUUAGCAUGGGAAGCAUCCUGACUCGAAGGCCAUGGCGCCGGGUAUAGAGGCCAUUUGGGCGCUCCGAUCAGGUGAGAAAGCCGGGGAUGGCAAGAAGGUGCUGACGCUGCCGUCCAACGCGCUGCCAAAGGAGCCGCAGCUGGCGCAGCUGCUCGAAGCGCGGCUGCGACGAUUGCUCGUGGACGCGGCAGCGGAUUGCAGCAGGCCUUGUGUCAGGCAGCCGUUGCCGCCGCUGGAAGCCAGUCAGGCCACCAGGCGGAGCUUGCCCUGCCGCGGCCUGGUGCUCUCAGGUUUCGGCUACACGCAGGAGCGCAUCCAUGCCGUGCUGGAGCCGGUGUGCGAGGUUCGCGACGAGGCAGAGGAGGCAGCGCGCCUUCUGGAGAGACAUAGCCGCCAGAGCUCCCCUGACGGCACAGCAAGCAGGCGGGAAGUGCGAAGCAACUUUUGGCCUUUCCAAACGGGUAGGUCUUUCUGAGGGCACCCUUGUUGGGUGGCUUCAAAGUGAAC